Penicillium verhagenii is the source of this 1686-nucleotide messenger RNA. RefSeq names its product CorA family magnesium transporter. Lineage: Eukaryota; Fungi; Ascomycota; Eurotiomycetes; Eurotiales; Aspergillaceae. Gene Ontology annotation, molecular function: magnesium ion transmembrane transporter activity. The transcript is spliced from 3 exons. Bases 1 to 1686 code for a protein of 561 amino acids. The record is from RefSeq and is a predicted model, not a curated record. Gene Ontology annotation, biological process: mitochondrial magnesium ion transmembrane transport. Gene Ontology annotation, cellular component: mitochondrial inner membrane.
AUGCUGUCUCCGUUGAAGCCGUCUGCUCCGUCGGCAUCACUGCUGCGGUUCUUGCACUCCCAGUCUGGCUCUGUGGCCAGUCUCUCAGCAUGCGCCCCCCUUAAGCCGCGACCUUCAAAUGAUAACAACCUCGCGAUAGGAUCGUCGCGAAGAUCCUCGAGCUGGGCUCGUCCUGAGAAGUCACGAUGCGUCGCCACAUUUAACUCGAAGCUCUCAUUAGCCUCUACUCGACCGAAGGCUGAGAUAGUCUCCCGCGCACUUGAACAAAUAAUCUUCUCCCGUCCCUCCUCCACGGCCCGUCGGCCAUUCCUCAAACGGCUUUUCGAUCUCAGGAAAAGCAAGACAGCUGAAUAUAAGAACACCCAGAAUGGGCCCGCUUGGAUUGAUGAGGGGACUGAUGGAAUAUUUAACAUUGGCCGUGGAUUGGCGGCCAAGGCUUCGAACGAGUUACGGAUAAGAUGUACGGAGUUUGAUAACAAUGGGAAUGUCACUCUGGUGAACGGAGAGUUCCGAAAGAUGGAAUUGAUUGCCAAGUACGGCCUUCUCCCUCGAGACCUACGCAAGAUCGAUUCCUCGACUCUACCCCACAUCCUCGUCCGCCCGAGCGCUAUCUUGAUCAACCUCUUGCAUCUACGAGUCCUCAUCAAAGCCGAUCGGGUCCUUGUAUUUGAUGCCUACGGCUCGACAGACUCCUACAUGCAGUCCCUUUUCAUCUAUGAUCUGGAAGCCAAAUUACGCCAGAAGACGUCGGUCGCGCAGGCUGGUCCAGCUUUACCCUACGAACUUCGUGCUUUGGAAGCCGUUCUUAUUAGCGUCACGACCGGGUUAGAAGAAGAAUUUAAUGGUGUGAGGGAUCCUGUUGUCCGGGUCCUGCGGGCGCUCGAGGAAGACAUUGAUCGUGAUAAGCUGCGACAUCUCUUGAUUUACUCGAAGAAGCUCGGUACAUUUGAGCAGAAGGCUCGACUAGUCCGAGAUGCUAUUGAUGAUCUCCUGGAGGCGGACGAUGAUCUUGCUUCUAUGUACCUGAGCGAAAGAGCAAAGGGCAAGGAACGCGAUGAGGAUGACCACCAAGAAGUGGAGAUGUUGCUGGAGUCAUACCAUAAAGUCUGUGAUGAAAUUGUUCAGGCGAGCGGUAAUUUGGUGACAAAUAUUCGCAAUACCGAAGAAGUCAUCGGCACUCUGUCCCUUGCUGCAGGAACAUUAUUCUCUGCCCUUUACGGAAUGAACUUGAAGAACUUCAUUGAAGAAUCCGAUUUUGGCUUCGGCGGUGUCUCCGUCAUCUGCUUUGGCAUCACCGCCAUAGUCAGUGUAUACGGUCUUGCUAAGUUGCGCAAACUCCAGCGCGUCCGCAUGUGGGGUGAAUCUGGAGUUGGAAGCAACUCUUUGAGCCCUCUAACCACCAGGUGCGGCGCGGUUGGACAGCGUGCCAAUUGGCGUGCUGACUCCAUCGAGCCCGUUUGGGGCAGUCUUCCUGGCGAGGCGCGAUCUGAGCGGAUCGAACGCCUCCGUAAGAGUGCGGCUGCGGCUGCGUCAAACUCUGCGGCAAAAAGCGCUGCUGCAUCUGCUUCUAGAGCCGGUCCAGCACAGACUUCAUCUUCUGUUUUUGAAAACGCCUUGGAUGCUGAACGCACCAAGGCAGCUGAACAGACAUCUCAAGAGCCUGCUUCGGGUAAGAAGCUCUACUGA